This is a messenger RNA of Effrenium voratum, 2243 nucleotides long. Lineage: Eukaryota; Dinophyceae; Suessiales; Symbiodiniaceae. The record is from the annotation of a GenBank genome assembly.
AAAAAAGGUCACUCGCUGGGUCCUGCUCUCAACAACGAAAUGGGUCUUUUGGUGUAAGACGCCAAGAAUCCAACAGGACCCAGACUCCUGACGCUUUUCUGUCCGCAGCUUGGGCUCAAGGGGCCCCCCUUGGGGCCCCGAAGCGAUGCAUCCGGAGAAGCGCAAGCGCCUGGAAGCCCGGCUCCGGGAUGAGGGAUACUCAUGCGGAACCUUCUGGCAGGAAUUGCCGUACACCAUGUGGAACACCUGCCCUCUGUGCGUUUGCGGCCUGAUGCCGGUCUUCGUGGUUUGCUUCUCCGCUGUGUGCCGACUGGACUAUGCCACGCAUGUCACCGACAUCGGAGCGGAGAUCAUCAACGAGAUGGGUCUCUCCUACACGGUGUACUACACAGCGGGCUGUUGGCCUCAAAGAGGGCCGCAGGCUCUGAACCGGCCGUCCACCCACUGCAACAGCGAAGACUUCGAAAUCGCCGCCUCCGAGUUCGACGCCUUGACGGGGAGCCUGCUGCGGGUGCGGAACGUCACAGCCGUGCACGCGAAGCGCCUCACCGCCGUCAAGGUCACGCCGGACUGGCGAUUCGUGACCUUCAUCGGGGCCCUGUCACAGGACCUCGGGAACUUGUACGCGGUGGACGCGCAGCGGGAGAAAGCGCCGAGCGCCGUGCCGCUACUCAGUCCCCAGCAAAUUCAGAGUUUGGAUGCGGCCUGCAGCCUUCACACCCGUGCAGUGCGAGAGGUGCUGCAGGCGGUAGAGCCGGACAGGACCUUCCUGGAACAGCAAGCCAGGCUCAGCGGCUUCAAGCAGUUGCAGGUGGUUCUGCCGGGCAUCGCUCCCGCGGAGUUUGGGGGCACCAUGCAGGGCUUGCCCGCGCCUUCCGCGGACAACUCCGUGGUGUACCGGGCCGCCUUUAGCUUCACCUGCUCCCAGGGCGCCGGCGCCAUGCCCAUCGAGUUUUCCAAGCUGGCGGUGCUGGACUUUCAGCUCAAGCGCCUCAGCACCGCUGGGUCCUACGCCGCCUCGGAGCUGCGGGUCAUGGACACGGCGACCAAAGCGCCGCGGGGCGCCAAUGACUUGGCCAAGCAGAUGGCCCAGCGAUUUCAGUCGCAGUCCUGCCCGCGCUUCGUGCCCAGCAAGCAGGGCGCAGAGCUUUUGUUCGUGGCGGAGGACGUGGCGCCCCAGCGGAGGUUGACCGGGUGGACAUCGAUGCCCAUGAUGCUUCCGCAUCGGGUGCUUGCCCAGCUGCAGAUGCUCGAGACGCCCACCGGCCGUAAGCUUCGGCCGGAGGCGGUCAGUGACGAGGGCUGGCAAGACGCGGCGGCGAAUCCCGCCUCGGCGCAGCGGAGCGCUGUGAAUGCAGCGUUAGAGCGGCAUGAGGCGGAGGUCCUGCUUAAGGGUGCCAAGGAAGUGAGCGCAAUAUCUCAAAUGUUGGCCAUGGGUGACCACGAGAUGCCGUUUGCCUCCAUCAGCGGCUGCCCAGAGUUCGUGCCCAGCUUCUACACCAACACCGAGAGUCUGCAGGAGGCCUUCAAGGAUGAGGUCAUGCAGUCCCCCGAGGAGCGUUUGAGACGGCAGCGCAUAGCCGAUCAGACGCGAGACUCUUUUGUGUGCAUCACGGUGCCCAACAGCAAUUCCGUCCUGGGUGUGGAGGCGCAGGUCUUGGCAGGAUCUCUCGCCGUUGGCCCGCCCAUGGGCGAGGUGAUCAACCGGAUGGAGCUCUACAACGUGAAGCGCGCGGAGAACUCCAAGAGUCUGGUGGUGGGCGGCUGCAAGCCGAUCCGCGCCGCGGGGCGGCAGGGCCACAUGCGAAUGGAGGCCGCGCUCGAGAGCGUCAUGAAGACCUUCCAAUUUUCCGAUGACCGACGCCAGUACACUACCUGGUUGGCGUGCAUCACGCAAGAUCAGAAGGUCGCCAUCGUGGAGAGCGAGAAGCACAAAAAUUGGAUCAAUAUGUCCAUGCCAUAUCCAUUCUGGACUGAGAACAACCAGUUCGAUUGGUGCGGCCCGGACAAUCAAGAAUCCUGCUUCGAGGUGUGGUCAAAUCCCAACCCCAACGAUUGAUGACGGGGAAGCCUUUCGGCUUCACGCCCUGUCUGAUUCCGCGAGGGUGUCAUGGUGUUUCCGUUUUGAAGUCAGCUCACGUCGUUGCAACUUGUUCAGCUUGCUGCUUGGCUGUUCGAAUUCCGUGGGUGCUCCUGACAUACCAGAUGCUCACAAAGCGCUGGGUUGUCCAAACAUCGCCAGG